ACAUGUUACCAGUUGGUCACACGCAUGAGGAUGUUGACGCCAUGUUUCACAGCAUUGCCGAAGUUUUAAAAGUUGAUGUUAUUACCUUCAAAGAUCUUAUUCAGCAGAUUAAGAAGGUAGGGUUCAUAAAAACCGCUACAAGCAUACAGACCGUAUGGGAUGUGAAAUCUUGGCUGGAGCCAACAAUGGCAGGUUGUCAUAAUUUUAAUGACUGCUUUCACAUCCAAAUUCAUUAUAAUGAAGACGGGAAGAUAGUCUGGAACUAUAAAAAAUGGGCCAAAAGUCAGAAAUGGUUGCCUGACAGUAAUGACAGAACAUCCUAUUUGAAUGACCAAGAUAAGAAUGGCAUUGUCAUAUUCAAGAAUUUGCCACCAGAGGAUACUCCGUCUAUAAAAGAACCAUGUUGGUCGGAAGACUUGAAGAAACAGUUGCAAAACGUAAAAAGUAAACUGCUUGCAAGUGGUCUCUUGUUUGAAGAGGAGCAGGACUGGUGGGAAAAUGUUACCACUGAAAACCUCCAAGAGCCAGUUUUGGAGGUACCAGAAUGCCCAUUAAAGUUUUUGCUACCAUAUGAGGGUAUUGAAGAGGAAUUAGUGAUUCCAGAAGAACUGACAAAUAUAAAACAACGUCAGAAAAGAGUAAACGUUGUUUAUUCCGGAAAGUACGUUCCGCCCAGUAAAAGACUGAUGUUGGAACAGUCUGAGCCGGUUAAUUCUCAUGAUGCGCAAAUACAAAAUGUCAACGAAAUAGAAGGCCGAUUUCCAGUGGUGACCAAGAGUGGAAGAAGAGCAACAAAAUUUGUAGCAUUGCAUGACUAAAGACACAUGACACAUACUGUACAAAUAUUUUUAUUUUGUUUGUUUUUACUAUAACAAACCCAAACUCCUUAUUUAUUGGGUUGUUACAGUUAAGGAUCCGAAUAACAUUGAGAAUGGAAAGGGGACUGUGUCAGAGAGACAACAACCCUACCAUAAAGCAGACAAUAACAAACUACCACUAAUGAGUUUUCAAUGCAUCCAGAUACUCCAGCACCAAGAACGUGCUCCUGCUUUUCCCUAAACAAAAAUGUACACUAGUACACAGUAAUAAAAGACGUCCUAAUAAACUCCGAAAUACACACAAGAAAAUGAAAUAAAAAAUCAUACAAGAGUAAUAAAGGCCGAUGGCUCAUAACUUGGGACAGGCGAAAAAUGCGGCGUAGAUCUCAACCCCCCUAAAAUACAUUUGGCCAAAAGCAUUCAUAUAUUGUUAUAUGUGUAUGUCAUAUUAUAUGUCAGUUAGCACCGGUAAAGAGUUUUUCAAAUGCAAUCAAACCACAUCUUUUUAUCAAUAUACAUAUUGUUUUCACAAUACGCGUAAAUCCUGUUUUUAACAGAUUAAACAAAGACACCAUUUCAAUGAGAUGUUAAUGCACUCUUUUAUCUUCAUGCCCCACCUACGAAAGUAGAGGGGCAGCAUGUUUUCUGGUCUGUGGACUCGUUCGUUCGUUCGUCCUGUCUCAGGUUGGAGUUUUUGGUCAAGGUAGUUUUUUAUGAAGUUGAAUUCCAAUCAACUUGAAACUUAGUACAUCUGUUCCCUAUGAUAUGGUCUGUCUGAUUUUAAUGUCCAAUAAGAGUUUUAACCUCAUUUUCACGGUCCAUUGAACAUUGAAAUUGAUACUGCGAGUCGUGCAUCUGUGAACUUCAGACACAUUCUUGAUUUAAGAAUACAUUGUGUUAUCUAAACACACCAGGCAAACCGGUUAAAGAAAUGAAGAAGAAUCCGAAUUUUUUGUAUCUGCAUGUUAUUAUAUUGAAGUGAUCACAUAUGUUCAAUAUAAAAAUCUUUGCACUACAGAUCAAAAUACCAAUGUAAACAAAAUUUAAGAAAAGAACAGAGGCUAAUGGAAAGUGUAUAUCUAUCAAUGAUACAAAAUCAAGUCAUUAACAUAAGAAAAAGCAAAUAAAUGGUGCCGCAAGUUUCAUUUUAUUUAUUGGCAGUGAAUGUGACACCUAUGCAUCCAACACAGAACCAAACCUUAUCUAAAAUCACUGCCAGUUGAAGGCGGUCCAUAUUGAUCACUGGCUUCACUGAAUUCUUCCUGCACACUAAGAAUUAUGCCAAAACUGUAAAUAAUAGACCAUGGAGUAAUCUCAUAAUUCUUCAUCCAUUUUAUGUCUGUAUGCAGUUGCUAGAAAUGGAUUUUUGGUGGCGGCAUUUUCUUUAUUUUUUUAUGGCCGGAGUGGCCAAAGAAAAACCUCGGAUCUUCGAAAGAAAAACUAAUCCUAGUCAAUUAAGAUAACAGUGGCAACCUCAAUGUCGAGUCUAGUGAUGACAGUAGUAACUACUAAGACGACUCGUCCACCUAUGUCCGUAUGCAUUUAUAUAGACUUGAAAAAUAAAGCUGAAGGUUCUCCAUACAGCGGGAUGGUAUACAGAUCUAAAAAAUAAAAAUAACAAAAAUAUAA
This is a messenger RNA of Mytilus trossulus (common blue mussel), 2447 nucleotides long. RefSeq lists its product as uncharacterized. The transcript has 8 exons. The coding region runs from base 3 to 818 and encodes 271 amino acids. NCBI's taxonomy places the organism in Eukaryota, Metazoa, Mollusca, Bivalvia, Mytilida, Mytilidae. The record is from RefSeq and is a predicted model, not a curated record.